AUGGAAGCUGCCUCUUUUUUGCAGCAUCGAGGCUCAAGUUUGUUUCCGCAGAAGCCGAAGCGGAAGCCGACUGUAAAAAUAAUCACUGAGCAUCCAACGGUGUCCACUACGACCACAGAGUUGUUCAAAGACCAUGUCCAACUGCACACCAGCAGCCCCAUAACCACGGCCAUGGCUGCCUCUGCCACCGCCACCGCCCCUGCAGUCGCUGCCCCCGCAGUUGCCGCCCCUGCAGUCACCGCCCCCGAAGUCGCCGACCUUGCAGUCGCCGCCCCCGCCCCCACUCCCGUCGAUGGCCAGAACACUCAACAGUACUCUUCCUACGUUCCCCCUAAUCCCUCGCUGCCAGCCGUUGCUCCUUCCCAGCACAAUGAGAAGGGUCAUCUCGCCUCCGCCACGACUUACGCAGCGUCGGCUUCUAUCGUCUCCGACCACCACACCACCACUACCAACGUUGUUUUUCCUACGGUUUCUAAUGGAAGCGUCCCCUCCGCUGGCGCCCUUUCUCCACCGCCGUCGUCGUCAAUCUCAGACAUGCUCACUGAACUUAUGUCCGAUGUUGACCCAGUCAAUUUCACAUCUUCUGCCCUUAUUCCAUCGUCCUUGUCUCCCUUGGACAAGGAGGUCACAGAUCUUGGAGGGGACAAUGGCCUCAUUAAUGUCACCCUUCCUACCGGUGCUGAUAUUCAAGUUUCUAACGACAACCUCUUUGCAGGAGCCGCUACUACGAGGCCAUCUUCUCAGGACAAGCUCGCCGCCUCUAAUAGCAAUGCCAAUGUCGUGGACCAAUUCCUUGAGGACAACAAGGACAACAACAAUAUCGACUGGCGUUGGAUUUUUUUAAGGAAAUGUUGA
Molecule: messenger RNA, 855 nt
Organism: Zingiber officinale
Lineage: Eukaryota; Viridiplantae; Streptophyta; Magnoliopsida; Zingiberales; Zingiberaceae
Exons: 1
Coding region: 1-855 (284 amino acids)
Source: RefSeq, a predicted model, not a curated record